AGCACAGUAGCCUAUAAAAAGACAUCAUGGUCCUCAGUUCACAGACGCGACAUUCACACGAAGACGCAAACAGGGCUGUGUGAUAUCAAGACAACUAUUUUGUGGAGGUUAGGUACCGGAACACCUGAAGCUGCACAACUUCUCAAGUCUUUAAUUCGCUGAGUCUGUAAACUGGACACCGUGGACAGUCUCCCUGAAGCUCAGGCAUCCUUCUGCCAACUGAUACGACACCAAGAUAAAGUCAUGGACAUUGAGUCUCUCCAGAAGAGUGGCCGCCGCCGUGGAAGCUGCCUGGACGUUUUUCUCGUCAUGUCAAUCAUUUUUCUGUUCGUGGCUGUGACAGCUGUGGCUGCCGGCGGAGUGAUGGUUGUGAUGGAGCUGCGGUCCAAACUGGACUCCACGCAUCCUUCUCCUGAGUUUCAGACAGCAAAGCUGACAGGAGACACGCCCGACCCAGCAUACAAGAUGGAGAACUUUGCCUAUCUGGAAGCCUUCUCAAGCGAUUUGAAAACCUCCACCAUGCACUGGGCCUCAGUUCCCUAUGGUGAUGGGACAUCUGUGGGAAGCAACUACUUGUUUGAUGAAAACCAGCAUUCGCUGACACCCAAACGAAAGGGGACCUACUUUAUGUACAUUGAGCUCAGCCUCACCUGCACCUUCGACUGCACCGGGGGCCUCCUCAACGUGCGUGUGGCCAAUGAUCAAGGCGAUAAGCUCACCUGCGAGGUGGAGCUCCCGGCUCAUUCAAGACAUGUGAGCAGGAAGUGCUGGACAGUGAGCCAGCUGGAUGGUGAUCAGAAACUGGUCACUCAGAUGACUGUACCAAAGGAGGGACUGCAGAACUGGAAACUGGAUCUGCAUGCCUCAGGAUUUGGGAUGUUCCAUGUCGCCUAAUGUGGACACUGCAGUGCCACUGCUGUCAUCAAGAUGCAGAUCUGCCUGUGACCUUGGGUCCUAACUAGAGAACAACGCCAGUUUGUGUUUUCUUAAAGUCCAAGUAGGUGAAAAUGGGCAGGUGCCGGUGCCAUUUUCAAAGCUAUGACCAGAUUUCUUGCAAACUAAAGGUGCAAGAUGAUAAAGCUUAGCAGGGCUGUGAGGUGGAAUCUGAAGAAAAGUUGCAUUUAGGAUGAUGCAAACAUCGUAUGGACAAGACUGUACAUUCACCUCAUUCUGUAUAGAUAUGUAUUAUGUUACUCUGUGUAUGAUAUAUUUAUUUGAUGAUAUGGAAUUAUUUAUGUACCUAUAUUUAUACUUUUUUUAAAGACAUUUAUUUUGAUGUAGAUAUCACUACAUUAGUGUUGAUGUGCAAUAGCUGCAAGUCCAAUCAGCCUGCCUUGGGUUCAUGGUGACCUCAUAGCUCUGUUUUCAUUUUAUAAAUGGCUUGGGGCAUAAAGUUGAGGCUUACAAAAAUGUGUAUGAUUAUAAUUCUGCUCCAAAAGCCAAUAAGCUCCUCAGAGACCUCAUUUAGAUCUAGUGUAAAAAAGUGGAGUAAUAUGUUCUGGCAAAUGAUGAGUAACAGUUACAUCCUAUAAUAAUGAUCCUUCUGUAAUCAAAACAUGACCAGAAUGGCUAACAUGUCUGUAAUAUGUGUACUCAUGGACUGAGGAAAUGUUUUUUUUUAAAGAUAUGUAAGUCCUGUGGACAAACUACACUGUUGAAUGUAUUUUAUUGGAGUCCAUAUUAAACAUGGAUAUGUU
This is a messenger RNA of Epinephelus moara (kelp grouper), 1697 nucleotides long. RefSeq lists its product as uncharacterized. Gene Ontology annotation, biological process: positive regulation of activated T cell proliferation; immune response; positive regulation of cytotoxic T cell differentiation. The transcript is spliced from 3 exons. The coding region runs from base 244 to 894 and encodes 216 amino acids. The record is from RefSeq and is a predicted model, not a curated record. NCBI's taxonomy places the organism in Eukaryota, Metazoa, Chordata, Actinopteri, Perciformes, Serranidae. Gene Ontology annotation, molecular function: tumor necrosis factor receptor binding. Gene Ontology annotation, cellular component: plasma membrane.